CUGAGAGUGUCACAGGUUGAACGAGUGACGGAAGUUUACCUUGAAUUAAGAAAGAAGAUGAAAAAGCUUUUGUCGAAGAAGAAACUUUUAAAAAGUGCUAGUACAGAAAAUGUUCUCGAGAAACACGCAAACAAACCGACAAUCGCUUGGAAUCUUCUUGAAUCGUCACAAGUUGUGAAAGAAGUUAAGCGGAUGGAUUGUAAUCAUCCAAAGCCGGCUGGUCAUACCAGAUUCGUUUGCAUUUCUGACACACACAAUAGAACAGACAGGCUGGAAUACCCUAUUCCUGAUGGUGAUGUUUUAAUACACGCAGGAGACUUCACAAGUUGUGGAACACGCGAUCAAGUCAUCCACUUCAACAAAUUUUUAAGUACUUUGAGCCAUCCUUACAAAGUUGUUAUCGCUGGCAACCACGAAGUUGGUUUUGAUCUUUCAAGUUACGACUCUUUGUGGUCUUACUUUUCAAGUAAAAAAGAUGAACCAGAAGAAAUUCGACGGCAGCUCACAAACUGUAUAUAUUUAGAAGACGAGGAAGUUGAUGUUCUUGGAUUUCGAAUUUUUGGUUCUCCAUGGUGAGAGAUCUUUCACCAAGACAUUCCAUAUUUUUAUCCGCUUCCCCUUCCUCUCCCCAUGGGAGGCGUGAGGCAUGAUUGUAACCAUCUUUUUUCUUAUAAUGUAAGCUAUGGAGAAAAUGGAUUGUCUGAUUAUCGUUAGCGAUGCUUUAUAAACUUGAAAUACAUAAUAAUUUUUUGGAGUACAGGAUAUCCCUUGUGACGAUGGUGAAAUUCGUUUAAUGCAAAACUCGAUCUACUCGAGACUUGUUACAGCAACAAAACUACGGACUUUGAUAAAGUAUCUUGCUGUUUAGGACUGGUUUUGGUUGCAGAGGUAAUUCUCUGCCCCCAGUUUAGCCGUUUUUCCAAAAAUAAAAUUUUAAUCUGCAGCUUAUUUCAAACCAUUAAUCAUUACUAAUGCCUGUCCCCUUUUACAUAAGUCUCUCUCUCUCUUUUUUUUUUUUUACUCAACUCUCUUUAAUUUUUUUUUUCUCAUUAGUCUGAUAAGACCUCUUUUUCAGGACACCAGAGUUUUGUGAUUGGGCCUUUAUGAAAGCACGUGGUGAAUCAAUACAAGAAAUGUGGAACAAAAUUCCUGAUGGCAUUGAUAUCCUUGUCACCCAUGGUCCACCUCUUGGUAAUUUAACAAUGAAUUAUAAAUACUUUGUCAUUAUGUUGUUAAAUUUAACAGAAUGUACAACAUACAGCAAGAGAAAGUAAAACUCAAACAGGCGAUGCUGAGUGCAAGAAUUAAGGGCCAAAUUCCAUUUCUAGUGAAAAUGUGAACGAUGUUAUGUAUUUCACCCAGCGAUGUUCAUUUUUUUAUAGUUAUACAUUAACUGAAUAAGGUGGCAAAUUAAAGUCAUCCUUAUCAUUAUAACUAGAAAUAUGUUACCAGAAAAACCUCGCAAGCUAAAAAAUUGUCAGUAGUGAGAAUAAAGGGAAACAAGCAAAAGGGAAAAAUUAAUGUGAUGAAAAAAGAAAACAAAAAAAAAACACUAAAACUAAACAGGAAAAAAUGUGAAAAAAAAAAGAAAACAAAAAUAUCCACAUGGAGAUUCAAACCUACACUAUGACUACCUCCUGUGUGAGAGUACAGCUCCCUCAUGACCAAUAUGCUACGCAGGCACUGAAUAGUUACAUGUAACAUGGUCAAACUAUUACAGUUCAAGCACUUCUCUCUGCCAUACACACUGCCUGGCCUGUUUGAAGCUUGUGGAGCUGAAUUCGAAGAUACAUUUGAGGAAAAUUAGCUUAAAUGAGUAUUCAAAGCCAUUUUGCAUUAUUUUGGUGACAAUUCACUCUUGGUCUUAACGGCCAAUCAAUGUACGGAGCUGAGCUGACACCGGCUAGUCUUUGAUUCAGCAUAGUUCAUUUGAUCCAUCGGUCACAUUGAUCGGCGGGGAAAGAACCAAUUCAUUGUGGGUGUGCCUUGGUGUCAGAACAAACACAUCGCACAACCUAUCAAGCUUUAAGCUUAAAAUCGCCUGCAAAGUGGGAUGCAUGCACUGACAAAUGUUCUUUCACCUUGAUUUUCACUCAUUUCUUUGAAGCUACUGGUCCAAAUUGCUUUAAUGUUCCCUGUAAAAUGCUUUGUGUGUUGAAAUUAAUUGACAAAAGCUUGAUCACCAAAACAGCUGCAAAAACAGUCAAAACAACGCUGACCAAUGCUCCUUGACGUCACACUGGACAUCAAUAUAUGAUGCAAGAGCAGACCUUCAGAUAAGGGGAUGGCCCCGGUCAUCCAGACCCUGAGCAAAGGUGGGGGGCCCAGUCUAAGCAUUUUUUUUUCGGCCCUUUGGGCCUCAGUUUGGUCUAAAAAUAAGAAAGGGGGAGGGCGUGCCCCCUGGGCCCCUCCCCUGGAUCCGCCACUGACUGCAGAUACUCAACCAAUAGAAAGGAAGAUUUAAUUAUUAACUAAAGCAAGAUCAUUCUUCACUUGGCCAUUUCAUGGGAGCCACACACGAUGCAAAUUCCGAAAGAUUUAUUAACCUUCCUUUCACCAGAAAUUAUUUUUUAGUUCAGUCUCAAGUAGGAUUUAAACUGAUAGAUUAAAAAACUUUUGCAGGCCAUGGAGAUCGCACAAUUUCAAACGUAAGAGCAGGAUGCCUUAAUCUUUUGCACACCGUCCAGUCACGUGUCAAACCCAAGUAUCAUAUUUUUGGGCACAUCCAUGAAGGUAGAUGUACAAUUUUGUUGAUGUUAUUAUUGUUAUUGUUAUUAUUAUUUAACUUAAUAGUUACCUAACCAAUUGCAACCAACACUCAAGGUAAGAUCUAUUUCAGUUUAGACUUUCAACAAAAACAUGCAUGAAGCAGAACUUUCACUGACUGUACAAUGCGCUAAUAACAAUCAGCUGAAAUGCUGAAACUUACUAACAAUAACAAAAGACAGCAGAAAAGUUACUUGAAAAAUACCCUUUAAAACAACAUUGCCUUUGAGAAUCACCAGACAAAGAUGAUGGUCCAAGACCUUCCACCCUUAUUACACCACAGAGACAAUCAAAGGCCAGUAAAACGUCAGUAAUAUACACUAUACCUUUUACUAACAUAUCUGCUUAACUUGUGGUACUUUUUUUUUUCAGCUUUGAAUUUUAUUUUGCUUUAUUUUUAAAGUCAAUGACAUGCAUAAUAAUUUUUUAAAAAUACAGCCAAUAAAAUUUAAACCAAGGAUUAAAUCUAGCCUCAAGAUUACAUUCAAUCCCUUUUUACAGGAUAUGGAAUAACUACAGAUGGAGUUACAACAUUUGUAAAUGCCUCAACAGUUACAGUGCAAUACAGACCCUCCCAUCCACCAAUUGUUUUUGAUAUUCCAAACAAGUCAACUCUUGAACAAGAAGAAAAGUAA
Porites lobata is the source of this 3401-nucleotide messenger RNA. The record is from the annotation of a GenBank genome assembly. NCBI's taxonomy places the organism in Eukaryota, Metazoa, Cnidaria, Anthozoa, Scleractinia, Poritidae.